GUUAUCUUGAUUCAAAUCAUGAGUUGAUGACCCGAUUGACCGUAAUGAUUUCGCGGGGGAUAACGAGCAUUGCUGGAUUGGCUUGGCCUGGGUCUGUGUUGAACUGGCAUCGUGAAUUUUAGAGUUGAAAAGCUUUACUAGAGGAAAUGAAGACGCGACCCACAGGAAACACUUCCAACGCCGACUGGAUGGGCUCCCUGUGCCCUGCUCUCACAUCUAUGCCCCUCAAGCACCUGGCGGUUCCUGGCUCUCAUGAUUCCUUCAGCUUCUGGGUGGAUGAGCAAGCUCCAGUCGGUCCAGACCAGAAAACGUAUGUGAAGCAUCUGGCUGCGAUAUUCCGCUUCCUGGCCAAGAAGGUGAUGAAGAAGUGGUCCAUGACCCAGAACCUCACCUUCAGGGAACAGCUCGAAGGAGGAAUACGCUAUUUCGACCUGCGUGUUUCCUCCAAACCAGGAGAACCAGGCCGUGAGAUAUACUUUAUACACGGGCUGUUCGGACACAAAGUACGUGAUGGCCUUAAUGACAUUAACAAUUUUUUGAACCUACACAAGAAAGAGGUUGUUUUUUUAGACUUUAACCAUCAUUAUGCAAUGAGCGCGGAGCAUCAUCAUUACCUAAUCAAGAUGCUGAAGGACGUGUUUGGUCACAAGCUCUGCAAGACUGAUGAGGUGGAGGACAUCACUCUGAAUUAUCUGUGGGAGAACAGGUACCAGGUCCUAGUGUUCUACCACCAUCCAUCUGCUGAGGGCUGUCCUGUGAUGUGGCCUGGUAGUAAAAUUCCCGCCCCCUGGGCCAAUACCACAGACACCACCAAGCUCAUCCAGUUCCUGGAGACAACUUUGGGUGAACGAUCCAAAUACGGCAGCUUUCAUGUCUCUCAAGCCAUUUUAACCCCACGUGUCAAGACCAUCGCCAGAGGCCUGGUACGGGGGCUAAGAAACUACCUGGUGGAGAAGAACCUUCCAACCAUAAUGACGUGGGUGGAGGCACAAAAGCCAGGUGUAGAUGGGGUCAAUAUCAUCACUUCAGACUUCGUAGAACUAGUGGACUUCGCAAACACCGUCAUUAAAUUAAAUAACCUCCUCAUUCAGGAUCGGCCAGGCACAUGACCUUUUCAGUGACCGCCAUGAAGACUGAAAGUGUGCUGACCAUGAGGACCUGGAAUCACAUGGGGGUCACAGCAGGUGACGGAUACCUAUGACCAUUUUUUAUAUUUAAUUCAACAGAACAUUAAGUGCCAUCAAUCUGAUACCCAUGUUCACUGAAACUCUUUUCAACAACAGUUGUUCACCUACACUUCAUGUAUUGAAGGAAACUAUUGUAACUAUUUAUGAUUAAUUAUAACAUUUUAGAACAUAUUUUAAGAAAUGUUAAAUGUUUAUUCUAUAACAGAGCAAGAACAAACAUGGUCAUUGAGUUUUUACUUACGUCUUGAAAAAGAAAGUUUCCCAUAUUUUUAUAUAUAUAUAUAUAAAAUAUAUAUAUAUCUCAGCACAUUAAAAAGGUUUAGCAAUGGCUCAUAUGUAUACCUGAUGUGAUCAACAGUUUCUGGUCUUUAUUUGUGUUUGAAAGAUGUGGCCUCGGUCAUGGCAGGAACCUUAUUUUGACAGCUGGUCCAA
Onychostoma macrolepis is the source of this 1619-nucleotide messenger RNA. RefSeq names its product phosphatidylinositol-specific phospholipase C, X domain containing 2 (gene plcxd2). Gene Ontology annotation, biological process: lipid metabolic process. Gene Ontology annotation, molecular function: phosphoric diester hydrolase activity. The record is from RefSeq and is a predicted model, not a curated record. Lineage: Eukaryota; Metazoa; Chordata; Actinopteri; Cypriniformes; Cyprinidae. The coding region runs from base 147 to 1109 and encodes 320 amino acids. The transcript is spliced from 4 exons.